This is a messenger RNA of Myxocyprinus asiaticus (Chinese sucker), 1265 nucleotides long. Its product is annotated as calsenilin-like. Gene Ontology annotation, biological process: regulation of potassium ion transmembrane transport; negative regulation of transcription by RNA polymerase II. Gene Ontology annotation, cellular component: nucleus; voltage-gated potassium channel complex. The record is from RefSeq and is a predicted model, not a curated record. Lineage: Eukaryota; Metazoa; Chordata; Actinopteri; Cypriniformes; Catostomidae. The transcript is spliced from 10 exons. Gene Ontology annotation, molecular function: potassium channel regulator activity; DNA-binding transcription repressor activity, RNA polymerase II-specific; calcium ion binding. Bases 25 to 870 code for a protein of 281 amino acids.
GGACCAUCAACAAAGAGACAGUAAAUGAUUGGAACGGGUAAACACCCAAGCACACAUAGUUAUCAACAGAGACAAAACCAGCUGGACAUCAUGCAGGCAGAUGGACAGAAGGCCAUGGAUGGAGGUCUGCUGGCUGAUGCCAACGGACGGGACGGAGACCCCAGCGGCCAGAGGGAGAGUGACGGGAAGUGGCAGAAACCACACAUUUCUCACAAAUCCCUCAUGAAAUGCUGUCUGGUCAAAUGGAUCAUCACCAGUGCAGCGCCCCAGGGCUCAAACAGCAGCAUUGAUGGUGAUCUGGAGCUGUCCAUGGUGCGACAUCAGCCAGAGGGUCUGGAGCAGCUGCAGGCUCAGACAAAGUUCACAAGGAAGGAGCUGCAGUCACUCUACAGAGGUUUUAAAAAUGAGUGUCCCAGUGGACUGGUAGAUGAGGAAACGUUUAAAUCUAUAUAUUCCCAGUUCUUCCCUCAAGGAGAUGCAACCACGUAUGCACACUUCCUUUUCAAUGCAUUUGACAUGGACCGAAAUGGCUCUAUACGUUUUGAAGACUUUGUAAUCGGCCUCUCUGUUCUGCUUCGAGGUUCUGUGACAGAGAAACUGAGGUGGGCCUUUAACCUGUAUGACAUUAAUAAAGACGGCUACAUCACCAAAGAGGAAAUGCUGGCCAUCAUGAAGUCCAUCUAUGACAUGAUGGGCAGGUACACUUAUCCUUGUGUUAAAGAGGAUGCUCCAUUUGAACAUGUGGAGAAAUUCUUCCAGAAAAUGGACCAAAACAGAGAUGGCAUGGUCACCAUUGAUGAGUUCAUAGAGACCUGUCAGAAGGAUGAAAACAUUAUGAGCUCCAUGCAGCUGUUUGAGAAUGUCAUCUAGAUCCCAGCAUGAAGUGCACAAUCAUCCCUGCUCAUUUAUCACUCAACUCUCAGCAUUGUUCCAUUAUUCCUCAACUGCUGCACAGGGACUCUGCAGAAACACGUCUAUUUUGUACCUAGGCUUAGCACAUCAUCUGUAGCAUGUGAAUGAAUAUUUUGAUUGAUUGUACUGAAUGCUAUAACAACACCAAGUGUGAGGCAUCUGUGAGCAUGUAAUUGCUCAACAUCUCAGCUUUCAAGAUAAGUUCAAAAUGCUUAUUUGUACAUAUGUACUGUGUAUAGCUGUGUUCUUAAACUGAAUGACUUCUACCUAGAUAAAAUGGAGCUUUUGCAUGUUUGCUUGCAAUUUGUCUGAUCUGUGGUCUUUUUAUACAAAGAAAUAAAGGCAUCUGUGAA